This is a messenger RNA of Anguilla anguilla (European eel), 1817 nucleotides long. It is a transcript of the gene foxd1, whose product is annotated as forkhead box D1. Lineage: Eukaryota; Metazoa; Chordata; Actinopteri; Anguilliformes; Anguillidae. The coding region runs from base 224 to 1240 and encodes 338 amino acids. The transcript has a single exon. Gene Ontology annotation, biological process: regulation of transcription by RNA polymerase II; cell differentiation; anatomical structure morphogenesis. The record is from RefSeq and is a predicted model, not a curated record. Gene Ontology annotation, molecular function: RNA polymerase II cis-regulatory region sequence-specific DNA binding; DNA-binding transcription factor activity, RNA polymerase II-specific.
GCCUUUUUAAGGUCUUUUCAUAGCCUACUUAAAAUAAACGUUUGCUUUCGGGUGGUGCGUAAUGAUGUGUUGCUGAGCUUCGAAAAACACCAGAAACACAUGGCACUGGCGAAAAAGGGCUCGCGUCUCUGCCUUUUCAUCAUCGAUUCCUUAUGAGUUAUUUAAAAGAAGGCAACAUAAAUUGUAUCUCCUCCGUAGCUUUGGGAAUUGACAGCGGUGAGCCAUGACUUUGAGCUCAGAGAUGUCCGAUGCAUCUAUCCUUUCGGAAGAAACUGAUAUCGAUGUGGUCGGCGAGGGAGAGGAUGGGGACAACCAGACGCGGUCAUAUGUAGACGAGGUAGCUCAGAUGCAUGACGAUAUCCUCUUGGCUGGGUCCCCACAAUGCGUGGAUAGCUCUUCAACCCGGGAUCCGUACAAACCAGCAAGCAAAAACACCUUAGUUAAACCACCUUAUUCCUAUAUUGCCUUAAUUACAAUGGCCAUCCUCCAAAGCCCAAAAAAGAGACUCACGCUAAGUGAAAUCUGCGAUUUUAUCAGCAACCGCUUCCCUUAUUACCGAGAGAAGUUCCCGGCUUGGCAGAACUCCAUCAGACACAACUUGUCUUUGAACGACUGCUUCGUUAAGAUACCAAGGGAGCCCGGCAACCCUGGUAAGGGUAACUACUGGACUUUAGAUCCGGAAUCUGCAGAUAUGUUCGACAACGGCAGCUUUCUGAGGAGACGGAAACGCUUCAAACGCCAACAGACACAAGAUCUGCUGCGGGAUCACAGCGGUUUUAUCCCGGCUGCUGCAUAUGGCUAUGGACCCUACGGCUGCGGAUAUGGGAUUCAGCUGCAGUCCUACCACACACAUUCAGCGCUUUUUGCGUUUCAGCAGCAGCAGUCCCGGCACUCGCAUACUGGAACCAUUAUCCCCGCACCUUCUCUAAUGCCCACAACCACUGACCUGGUAAGGACCAGGUUUUACCCCCAACUCAGCCCCAAUCUGCCGUCGUCGAUACAGACUGCUUCCAAAUCAAGCUGUCCAGCGCAGCGAUCACCCUUUUCCAUAGAGAGCAUCAUUGGGGGACCCUUGAGUUCUGCUAACUGUUCCUCGCGGACUUCUCCAAUCGUACCAAUUUUGCCAUCAUCUCUCACUCCUCAGUCGCCCCCACUACCGCCAAGCAUACACCAAGGACCUGCUUUACUCACUGUCGAGAACUUUUCUAACAGGAUUGCCAACGGUACUAAUGGCUGUUAGUUGCAUAGGCUACAAAAUAAAAUGAAAAAUAAAACAAAAACGCUCCUCACUGAAGGUAGGAGGAUUAUUUUUGUAUGUUUUUGUUACACGCAGCUGAAUGACGGACAUUAACACAAUCUGUGCCUAUAUUCAUGCUGUGAAAUAUAUAAGAAUAUAUUUAUGUAUAGGUCUACAUUUUAGUGUGAUUCUAAUUUCUCAACCACAUUUUGUUCAUUAUAAAUAAGUGAUCCGUAUAAAUCACUGUUUAGGACGUCUCAGGAUAACGACUUUAUUAACAGGUUAUAUAAACUGUGUCACGUGUCUAAAACAAUGUAUUUCUUUUGUUUGUGUGUGUAUGAGAGAGUGAGAGAGAACACCAUUAUUUUCUAGGUUAACAAAUUGAAACUUUUUUUAUUGUUAUAAUUUGUCAUUUGUAUUGAAGAGACACUAAAGUGAAAGUAAUACAUUUAUAUGCAGUGUGUGGUUAUUUCAGUAAUAAAACAUUGUAAAUUCUUUGGCAAGUAUUGUAUAAUCGGAGUGUGAUAUUUUUACACGUUUUGUUUUUCAAAAGAAUAAAUAUUGUUUUCCAUAAAAUGAA